Molecule: messenger RNA, 2022 nt
Organism: Xyrauchen texanus (razorback sucker)
Lineage: Eukaryota; Metazoa; Chordata; Actinopteri; Cypriniformes; Catostomidae
Gene: fyrd1
Product: transforming growth factor beta regulator 1
Exons: 15
Coding region: 165-1775 (536 amino acids)
Biological process (GO): regulation of DNA-templated transcription; regulation of cell cycle
Cellular component (GO): nucleus
Source: RefSeq, a predicted model, not a curated record
AUAAAAUACGGUAGGUGGCGGUAAUGCUCCUAGGAGUGAAUGGUCAUUAACAAGAAGAAGAAGAAAAUGAAAAUUAUUACAUAAUUUCUCUUUUUGUACAGAACAUAAGUACAACAUCCGUGAUAUUGACGUCCAUAGAGCUGUGAAAUAAAUAUCGGACAGUCAUGGAUUCGCUAAAUUUUGAGUCGGAGAUGGAGGCAGACGGGCAGGGCAAUUAUUCUCUGUUUCCAGCCCUGGACAGUAUGACCAGCUUGACUGGAGCAACUGAGAGUCUAGACUCCGAAACCCCCUGUGAGGUUACAGACAAACCGAACCUUACAUGGCUCGACGCUGCUCAGAUUGUACUAGAAGAGGCUGGACGGCCCAUGCACAUCAAGGAAAUCAAGCAGAGGAUCAUUGAUCGUGGAUUGGUGCAGUCAAAUGCAAAGUCAAGUCUUGAGGCUGUCAUGUAUCGAGAGACACAAAAAGGAAGCAGACGCUUCAAGAGGAUUGAGAGCAGAAAUGGAGUUUUUGCCCUGUUGACUGAUGAAGAGAGACAGCAGGCAUUGCAGGCAUUCUCUUCCCAGUCAACCUUCUCAAGUUCAGGGUCUGGCUUGUCCCUGGGUACCCUACCUUCCCCCACGAGCCAUGUUGAGCCCAGGCCUAAGGUCAGGAAAGGUCCUCGCAAGAACCAAAAUGAAAAGUACAGACUGAAGUACCUCCGUUUACGCAAAGCUGCACGUGCCAUGAUUUUUGAAAAUGCAGCUCUAUAUGAUGAGAUUGCUCACCUGGAAGAGAAGUUUGUCUGGGCAAAAGAGGAAAGGAGAUUCCUGAUGAAGUCUUUGUUGCAGUAUCAGUCUGUGGCUGAAGGCGAGCCAAUCCCAACUCCCAGCUGCAGCACACACAAUGCGGUCACACCCCAGUCCAGCACACCAGGUGGCGCUAUUCUCCCCGGGAGUCACAGCCAGGGCUCUGGACUUUCAGGAUCUGAAGAGAGUCUCUUGAAGAAACCCAAGAAAGAACGAAAAGAGAGAGGAAGGGAAGAACUCUUGAAAAAGAUUUGUAAGAAGAGGAAGGUAACCGAGGGAGGACUACGCAAGCUUGUGAAGCCCAUCUCGCUGGACUCUUCUGGGAGGCCGGUCUUUCCCAUUGUGCUUGGAGGACUCACAGUUUACAGCCUGGGGGAGAUCAUCACAGAUAGGGCUCUGUUUCAUGACGAGACCGCUAUCUAUCCUGUGGGGUUUUGUAGCACUAGAGUUUUUGCCAGUAUGAAGAACCCGGAUCAGAAGUGCCUCUACACUUGCCAAAUCAAAGAUGGUGACCAAGGACCACAGUUUGAGAUCGCGCCGGAGGACGACCCACAGAAUGCAAUAGUGGCCUCCUCAGCUCUAACCUGCCAUACAAAUCUGCUUAAAGCCAUCGCUGGCCGAAGGGGCAAAUCCUUGGCCAGUAUUGUUCCAUCAGGAGCAGACUUUUUUGGUUUCUCUCACCCAACCAUUCAGAACCUGAUCCAGAGCUGUCCGGGGGCUCGCAAGUGCAGCAAUUACCAGUGGGUGCGUUUUGAGGUAUGUCGACCUGGCGACGGACAGGUGGCACACGGCCUUUCAGAAGAUGAUGCAUCUGUUAACUUUGAGUCCUUCCAGCGAUUGCAGAGCUGUGAGGAUAGUCUGACCAAUCAGAACAUUAUGCCAGAACAGAGCAUCACAGUGCGAACCCAGCAGCCCAACAUCUCAUCUCACCUGCUAAGCUCAGCAGCACUCCAGACCACUGUUGUAACUUCUCUCUCCAACACAUGAACAUAUUCUCACACAUUUAGCUGGCAUUCUGCUCAAACUAUAAUUAGAGAGAAUCCCUGUAUAGACUAAAUAAACUAAAUUGAGCCUUUUAUGUACUUGUUUGUGUUUUGGAAUUCAAAUCUGCAUUGUGCCAAGUGAGAACUCAUGCUUGGAUGCAUCUCUGCAUGCGACUGUAUAAAGUAAUAUAAGUCUGACUUAUGACUAUUGACAUUCUUUGUACUGUUAAUGUUGGUUAUUAAAGUGUGAU